This is a messenger RNA of Daldinia caldariorum, 1378 nucleotides long. RefSeq lists its product as uncharacterized. The transcript has a single exon. The record is from RefSeq and is a predicted model, not a curated record. Bases 422 to 1246 code for a protein of 274 amino acids. NCBI's taxonomy places the organism in Eukaryota, Fungi, Ascomycota, Sordariomycetes, Xylariales, Hypoxylaceae.
CACUACGCUGAGGCUCUGCGCGUCACUAUGCGUAGCUACGCGCUACUACGCCUAUACUGACGAUUUUCUAUAUAGAUAACUUCGUAUUCCCACUAGGUAGAAUCGUCAGUAGUCAAUCUAAGUCAUUCCUGAAGCUUACCAAGUAUCACAUACACUUGAAUCACGAUAUCAACUCUGUUACCUUCAAGACAUUCAUUUACGUUUCCUUAGCUAUCAAUCUAAGUCUUAUAUCUAACCCAUAUAAGGGGAAGGACUCCAAGCCUUCCUGACGAACACUUCAACGUUUUAUUGACACUUGACCCGUAUCGUUUACUGUUUACCUAAAAUCAAGACCCCAGUUACUACACUCUACCGGACCUGAGUGUAGGUUCGUCACAUUUUGAUAGCUCCUUGAUCAGUACCAUUACCGGUCAAGUGUGGCAUGAGCGCCAGCCCCGACGAUAUCCCCUCGCCUUCGCAGACUACAUACAACCCGUCACUCUCAGAAUACUCAUCGGACGAGUCCCCUGAAAACCAACUUUUGGAAGAAGCUAACCAAGUAGAAUAUCAUCCUGACAAACUAGAUCUACCACCUCUCGACUACGUCUUAGGACUGAUAGAUAACAUGGCCCCAGCAGAGACCAGGUCCCAGGCAGGGUCAUCCAAGCCCAAGGAAGAAGUAAAAGAAACUAUCGAGGUUACCAACAAAGGAAAGGGAAAAGCCCAGGAUGACGGAAGAGAUGACGAAGACGAUAUAACCAUACUAAAAAGGAGUAUGAGACAAGCGCACCAAGCUUAUCAGGGGCUUGAGGACGAAAUGAUAGCCCUGCAAAACAAACUAACCAAACUCGAACGAAAGAGAGACGACGAUGAGGAACCUGACCCACGUCCGGUACGGCGAGACACUACGGUCCCACUGCCAUCCGACAAGGGAUUCAGACCUUCUCCGCCACCUAAGUACGAUGGCACUACCGACGUUGAGGACUGGCUUAGCGCAGCCAAGCUCUAUCUGGCCUUCUUUAGAAUCAGCCUUAGCGAAGACGAACACAAGGUCUUGGCAGUCUGUCAACACCUUGAAGGAGACGCACUUGCGUGGCUCCAACCUAUUUUGGACAAUCAUCUGGAUAUGACCCAAGAGGAGUUGGAAGAGUCCAAGUACGUCUUCAGCAAAUACGAGAACUUCGAAGAUAGGAUGAGGUUGAUGUUCGGAAACCCGCUUCCAUACCAGGUAUGGUUCCCGUGCUGUUGGUUCGUAACACUCUUUUAGCCUCGUGCGCGGUAGGUAUUUUGGUAUCCACCCACGCUAAGUCCAGUGUCGAGUCCCUUUGUUCGUGCCUUAAUCAAGUGGUGCGGCCACGUUUUGUUGCGAGACUGAGCUUCUAGCGGCUGGCUAAUUCCA